CCUCGCGGUGCGCAUGCUCUGCCCCGCCCUCGAUCUCGCUCCGCCCGCUGCGCAUGCUCUGCCUCGCGGCCUAGCCAGCGGGUACCAAAGCCAUGGCGUCGGAGCGGCUGCCCAUCCGGCCCGCCUGUUUGCUCGUGGCCAGCGGUGUCGCCGAAGGUGUGUCUGCCCAGUCCUUCCUCCACUGCUUCACACUGGCCAGUGCCGCCUUCAACCUGCAGGUGGCCACUCCUGGGGGGAAGGCCAUGGAUUUUGUGGACCUGACUGAGAGUAAUGCACGCUGGGUUCAAGACUUCCGCCUCAAAGCCUAUGCUAGCCCUGCGAAGCUGGAGUCUAUCGAUGGUGCCCGCUACCAUGCUCUCCUGAUCCCCAGCUGUCCUGGUGCCCUGGCUGACCUGGCCAACAGUGGUUCCCUGGCCCGCAUCCUGCAGCACUUCCGAUCUGAGAGCAAGCCUAUCUGUGCCAUUGGCCAUGGUGUUGCUGCUCUGUGCUGUGCCACCAGUGAGGACAGGUCCUGGGUGUUCCAUGGCUAUAGCCUGACAGGGGUGCACCUUGGGAGAAGCUGGCAAUGCCUUUGGCCACAGCCCAUGCUAGACAGCCCGAGCCCCACUCAGUCACUGGGUCCUCAGUGGGCAGAAAUGGGUCUGGGGACACCAGCGUCUAAGACCUGUGCCCUCCUAGCCAGUGAGCCUGAUGCCGUGCACGUUGUGCUAGAUCGCCACUUGAUCACCGGGCAGAAUGCCAACUCUACUGUCCCUGCUGUACAGAACCUGCUGUUCCUCUGUGGCAGCCGGAAAUAAAUCUGCCAGCAGACACUACCGCGACAUGGUCCAGGUGUCCUCAAGAGGCAGCUGGACUGACUCUCUGGCUCCAAGGAUUCCACUGUUCCCUGCCUGAUGAAAUCCCUUGAGGAGGCCAUGGCCUGGACUCAUUUUGGGGAAUCGGCUACUCUCUGGAGAAGCCAUGCUUUCCUGGUCCCUUAGUGCCCAGCAGUCUCCCCAGGUGGAUCGGGGAUGAUCAAGAGCUGGUGGCCAGAGAGCCCUGAGAAUUCCUAGUUUUGUGUUCUUGGAGAGCUGGUUGGCCAGUGAAGUGGAAUCCACCAUGGGUAUUCAGGAAUGGCCUCACCCGUUAGUUGUUACCCCAUGGGAGGCUCCCUCUGACCAGGGUGAACAGGGUUUGAUCAAGCUUCAGCCCUGCACUCCUGCUGAGGGAGGAGAGGUCCUCACUGCAGCUGGGAUGGUACUGGAACCCUGGCAGUGAACACAGUGAUGUCACUGUGGUCCAUGUGGCAUCGGGAGUGUCUAGUGGAAAGAGCCUUUCCCAUGAUGCCCAGACCCGGGCUCCAUCUACAGAAGCAUGGGUGGCUUGGGCUCUGUUGAGAUAGGAUGAGCCCUGGCUUCCUGGGCCCUUGACAGGCCUUGGCAGGGAGGGAGGCACCAGAGUGGCUGCCCUCCUGCAUACAACUCAUUUGCUUUCUCUCCCGCUGGGCCCCCUCUGCGCAGUUGCUGGCUCUGAGUCAAGCUCCCCAGAAGCACCAGCCCCCAACCCAGUUGGGGCCUUCCCUUCCCUCCCAAUCCUGCACUCCCAGCUUGACUGGUUCUGCUGGCCACGUGUCCCCAGGCACGGGGUAUCUCUCAUGACAGAAGAUGUGGGUGGGAGGCCCUUGAUUCUGCAGGACCCAAUGGAAGAAGACACCAAGGCAGCCCCACUUGGGGCUGCUUCCUUCCAAGAUGGGCUGCUGUAUGCCUUGUGCUGCCCAGUCCACUCCCAGUGUGUCACAUACACACCUUGACAAAACUUCAGAAGCUUGAGUUAUGUCCUGGCUUAUUCUGUCCACACAGCUGGAACAGAAAGUACAAACACAUAAAGCAGUGCAGGGCAUUUCCACGGUUCUAGCAGAGCUGUCCUGUGAGGGCUUCCUGGCUUCUGGCUGUUCUUCAUGGUGGUGGGGUUGGGUGUGUGCUGGGCCCAUUCCGAUAAAGGCCCUAAUCCCACUCAUAGGAGCCCCUCUGGCCUGACUGAAGACCCUCCAGUGCUAGGGUCGCCAUCCUGUUGGGAGCUCUGGGGGACACAGACGCAACCCAAGGCCAGCAUUUUGGAUGGUGUGGCAUCUGCUGAACACUUCUGUUUGGGUUGCUUCAGCGCUGCUCCCCAGAGGCUAAGCGUCCAAGGGGAGGGGACAGAGCCUCCAGCAUCGCAGCAGCGGCAGAGGUAGAGCUGGCAGGCUUUUCCCCCCUAGGUUGUGUUUGUAAGCAGAGCCCAUGUGUCGCCAAAAUUGUAGCACGUGUAUCAAUUAAAAAGGGCAGGUUGGCUUCCCUAUGAGGUGUA
This is a messenger RNA of Cavia porcellus (domestic guinea pig), 2325 nucleotides long. RefSeq names its product glutamine amidotransferase class 1 domain containing 1 (gene Gatd1). Lineage: Eukaryota; Metazoa; Chordata; Mammalia; Rodentia; Caviidae. The transcript has 7 exons. Gene Ontology annotation, cellular component: cytoplasm. Gene Ontology annotation, molecular function: glyoxalase III activity. The coding region runs from base 93 to 797 and encodes 234 amino acids. The record is from RefSeq and is a predicted model, not a curated record.